Messenger RNA from Ruditapes philippinarum (Manila clam), 908 nucleotides. RefSeq names its product interferon-induced protein 44-like. NCBI's taxonomy places the organism in Eukaryota, Metazoa, Mollusca, Bivalvia, Venerida, Veneridae. The record is from RefSeq and is a predicted model, not a curated record.
CCCAACAGUAGACAGUUUGUAUUUGUAUCGUAUUUUCGUUUUCGUUUCUUGAAAUUCUAUUUUCGUUUUGAUUAAACUGAAAUCAUUUUGGUUUGGUUUACAGCAAAAAGAGAGGUACAAUGACAGGAAAGUUAACGGACAAAGAUAUGGACCACCUAGAACAAUGGAUAGGCACAGGUCCUAAAACAUUUACGCUUCUCUACGCCAUUACAAGAGAUGGAUGUAAUGCUACAACGUUCCAUCAGAAAUGUGAUAAUCAGGGACCUACAGUCACAGUGUUGUAUAAUCAACAAGGAUCAGUGUAUGGUGGUUUUGCUCCCGUCAGCUGGAAUAGCAGCAACCAAUGGAUUAACAAUACUUCUGCUUUUCUGUAUCAGCUACGAUUUAGUGGAAAUGAGAAGUCCACAAAAUUUCCAAUAAAAUCAGCAAAUUAUCAGAAUGCUCUGUACUGUCAUCAAUCUUACGGUCCAACAUUUGGUGGUGGUCAUGACAUCCACACUUUCUCAAGCACAGUGAACAGCUCAGGCACUUACUUUACUCUAAAUGGUGGCAUGAACUUUGGGCACACUUACGACACCCAGGGUUUAACUGCAACCAAUAUCAACAAUGGCAAUAUGAACGUCACGGAGCUACAGGUCUACAAAGUUAGUGAUGGUCAAAGAGUCUCAAAAUCAGAGCCUUGGCGAAAAACAAAAGCAUGGAAUGAAAAAUUUCUAGAUGAGCUUACAGAGGAUAUAGUAGCUUUCAAACCUCUAGAAGAUUUGAAUGUCAAGGACGCAAGAAUCUUGAUGAUCGGUCCAGUUGGAGCCGGCAAGUCAAGUUUCUAUAACACUAUCAACUCCAUAUUCAGAGGUCGUAUAACACAGAGGGCAGGCAGUGGAAGUGCGGAACAAAGUUUAACGACAGCA